Messenger RNA from Syngnathoides biaculeatus (alligator pipefish), 3020 nucleotides. RefSeq lists its product as uncharacterized. The record is from RefSeq and is a predicted model, not a curated record. The coding region runs from base 144 to 1487 and encodes 447 amino acids. The transcript is spliced from 8 exons. NCBI's taxonomy places the organism in Eukaryota, Metazoa, Chordata, Actinopteri, Syngnathiformes, Syngnathidae.
GCCAGGAAGUGGCUGUGUUGAUCUCAGAGGUGGGGCUCGUCCAUCAAUCUCGCAGCUAGUACCUGUUCUUCAAGCUCGUCAGGUAAACCGAAAGUUUCUUGGCAUGCUGCUCUAAUUCUUUUCCCUCUUUCUCAGAGCAUGUCAUGCCUCAGCUGACGCUCGGCAGCGCCGGUUGUCACGGGAGCCCGGGGCCUUGCGCGAGGGCGGCCCUGGUCCGAGCCCUGGACCAGGCUCCCCGUACGGGUCGGGAGGAGGAACCUGCUCAGAAGAGCUCAGAGCAGCCAUCAUGUGACGUUCCGAAACCAUGGACCUCAUCGCACCCACAGAUGUGGAGGAAGAGACGACGGAAGCUCUUCUCCUUCACAGGAUGGUACGCCUUCCUGUUAGCUGCUGCUCUGUGGUCAGUUUGCCAUAUGGGGGCGCCACUGUCCCUGGAGGACAUGUGCUUGUGGGGGGCACUGCUGUGCCUGCUGUGUGGGGCACUGGGGGGCUGUGACUAUGUGCCGCUGUGGUACACAAUGUCACCACUCGGACGGGACCUCGUUCCUGCGAUACAAGAGGAAGCUGUCACUCAAAGCAAGAUGAUGGCCGAUGAGCGGUCAACAAGUUCAGGUGUCCCUAUUCUUCUGGGUUUUGCCCUGGUAGACAGCCUGCUGCUGAGUGUGCUUCAGGAGCCCCUUGCGGACCCCAGCGGCCUUCAUAUUCAAGAUCUCCUAUCCAGGUUGGAGUCUGUGUCCAACACACUUGAGCGCAUUCCUCCGGGGUCCGAAUCCAUGAAGCUGGACUCCGUGUUGAGCGACAAAGUGACGCUCAUCCGGAACUACCUACGGAAAAGGGGCAGCUUGCUGAGGAGGUUGCUCCUGGUCCAGGCUGAGUUUGAGUCGGGCGUGAAGGAGCUGCAGGACGGCGUGGAGCGUCGCUGGGGCCAACUGGAGGAGCUUCACACUGGAGUCACGCUCACGAGAGAGGGAGAUCAAGACCACACGGACCUGGCAUCGGCCCACCACGGUGCCGAGACCUUAUUUGCAGAUCUGAGCCACCACAGGAAUCAACUAGACGGCUGCCAGGAUCACCUGAAAGACAGCACACAGCUCCUUCAGGAGUUGAUGUGGAGUCACAGCUCUGCAGGCAACACACUCAGAAGCUGCAAUAGCGAGUCCGUGUGGCCGGAAUUGCUACUGCAGGUCAAUAUGGAGCAGUUUGACAAGGUGCAGGAGAGCUUCCUGUCCCUGGAGCAACAAACCGCCACCUUUCAAGCCCACCUGGAGGGGCUCUCCAGGGGGAAAGACGGGGAACACGCCAGCCGGGCCUCCUCGCCGGACCUCAAUACCCGCCACUCCAGCGAAGUUUCUUCGGAGCGUCCCGACUCGGAGGGCGAGGCAGACGUUCGCCUCUCCUUGUGCGAGAGGUCAGCACAGCAGUUGUCAUCCACAAUUGGACGUUUACGCAAAUCCGGGAAAAAGAACAAGAAAGUAAUUGGAGAUUAAAAAUUUCAAAAACAUCCCAAAAAUAUACGUUAGGUUCACUGAAGGCUUUAAAUUGUCCGUAAGUAUGAAAUUCAGUCAGCUGGGAUACAUUCUAGUGGUGCACAUUGGACACAUGAACACAUUUGACAUAAGGAGGCGCCCUGCCACCGGUUAUCAGCAUGCAAGUGUGGGACACAAAGUAUUAUUGACUGUGUCACACAAACCCUUUCUUCCAGUCUGUCAGCUAUGGUACUGCAUGUACCGGAGUUGAACAAACCAAGUGUGUAAAAGUGGGAGAUACGUGAAAACAAAAUGUAGUCAAGGCGCACACAGCGAUGAAUGUGCGAAAACAUCCCUCUUUUCAUGGCGAAUCCCUAAACUGAUCUUCGAAUUGAACUUGAACUCUACGUUGGAUUAAAAGAAAAAAAAAAGUUUGGCAAUUUAGUCCCACCCAUCACAGAUUCCUGUUUCUGAUUGAGCCUCAUUUAGGACAAUUUGACAUAUUGCAAUCUGCAGAAUUCAGACAAUAUGGCUGAUUCAAUAUGAAAAUGUCCCACUUGCUGUUCAAUUUCAAGCGUGGGUCUUUGCAACUUUUGCUUGGUUUGUUAUUAUGGUGGAGAUCCCUACCCAAUUCCAUUGUCAAAAUUGACAUUUGUUGAGGGCUAGGUUCUUUUUUUCUUCUUUUUUUUUCCAUAGUAAGUACAGGAUCUGUACAAUUACCCCACAAUGACUGCUUCAAACCAACAUGGUCAACUCCCUGUUCAAUUACUGCCAUGUUAUUACAGAAAUGUCUACACAAUUUUGUCUCAAUCCUUGACACUGUUGUUAUGUUUUGAUUCCCCCCCCCCUUUUUCUUUUCUUUUUACUUUCAUAUCAAUUUUGAGCCCUUGAAUCAGUUCUCUGGAAUUGGCCCGAAAUGGCUGAUUUCCUUUUCAAUUUCAGCACGUGUCCUUGUGACUUGGUUUUUUUAGCACGUUAUGUUGUUCUGUGAAAGUGGUGUCAGGGACUGAAUAUUUUUGUAACUUUUUUACAAAAUAACAAACCUGGAUUGGCCCAAAAGGGUAGCUUCAGACCAAAAUGGCUGUCUGCUGUUCAGUUUCAAUCAUGGGUCCUUUCGUCUUCUAGGCAAGGCAAUUUAUUCAUGAUCAAAAGAAGAAUAAACAGCCAAUUAUUCUAUAUAUUGUACUUUUGCAUUGUCUUUAAUGUUAAUGUUUUCUUGUACUGUGAUAACUUAAGCUCUUCAAAGCUGUUUUUUUAAAUUUUUUAUUUUUUUUUAGUUUGAGGGCACAAGGAGCAGAAUAAAGUUAGAAGAAGGGGGAUGUAACGCAACGCCGGAAGCGUUUUUGUUAUUAUUCUAAACGAAGCAGCCCUCUUGACCUGAACGCCUUUGAUCUCAAAUUCAAUCAUGCCGUUGAAGGUUCGGCGGACUCCUCAAGUAUGAAGAAAUGUCGUACAAAAGUAAACACAGAUGCCAUUUUUACUGCAUCCAUGUUGUCGGGGGUUUGGAGUUUGGUAGGCGGCUGUGGAGUCAGUGUUGCUGGAUCGCGUUGAGGC